UCACAAAAAUGCCUCCAUUUUUUUCCUAUAAAGUUGACGCCCUCUAGUUACGUAUCUACAAACAUCUCACUGACUGGAUUACAGAAAUGUACUGUAUACAGGCAAUUUGCAAUUGUAAUUAUGCAUUCUGGAUCCGAUACAUGGAUGUAUCGAGACGCAAGACGCAACACAUUCAUUAUUUUUGAUUGGCCGCGCAAUGCAGCCGUUACGAUAGCCCACAAGACGCGCAUCUCGUUCGGCUAUUGGCCACAAGCAUCGACUACAGAAUUAUUGAAAUGUACAUACCGACUUCACCCGACUUUCGAAAACUCAUAGACUCGCGCAUAUACAUAAUUCGCGGCGGAGACCGCGCGUAUCACUACAGAAAUCGUAAUCAGCCCGUGAUAACGUGAUUAUAUACCGGCGCAGAGGAGCCACAGUGUUUCAGCAUAACGCCAAGCAACGGCAUACGUCUCGGUAUUCUAUUCGUAAUCAUAACAAUGGAGUCGGAAGGUUGUCGGACGCUCGAGAAACGUGAUGUAACGUUGUACGUGUAACGUAUUCUCGAGCGUAUUGACACCGGCAUUGAAACAAGUACCGAAUGUCUGUAGUUCGUUCGUUAUGAGCGUGAAUGAACAACCGCCAUCAGAAAUUGCUUGACAGCUGUUCAACGUCUGACCGUGAUGCGCGUUGACUUAUUUUUUCCGAGAUUCAAAAGCGCAGCCGUACGCACCGUUCGUACGAGCUCGUGAUCGCAAGUGAUUUACGAUGAAACUGGUGUGUGGUCGCGACGCGUCGCAACGUGGAUCAGCCCCAGCAUAAUCGUUCGAUCUGAAUGUUUUCCUCAAUUAUCAUUGUGCUCGAGGAACAAUUUGCGGUGUAAUGGCAGCUCAUAAGACGGGCGGGCAGAGCGCCCGAAAGAAAGUCCAGGUGUCCAUGGUUAUAAGAGACGAAGUGGAGAAGAGACACAGAGCUGGAAUCAACUCCUUACAAUACGACCCAGCUUUGCAUAGGCUUUAUUCCGCGGGUAGAGAUAGUAUUAUAAGAAUAUGGAAUUGCAAAAAUAUGAAGGACCCAUAUAUUCAAUCAAUGGAACAUCAUACAGAUUGGGUGAAUGAUAUAGUAUUAUGUUGUGGUGGCAAAAAUCUGAUAUCAGCCAGCUCUGAUACAACAGUAAAGGUAUGGAAUGCGCAUAAAGGCUUUUGCAUGUCCACGUUAAGGACACACAAGGACUAUGUGAAAGCUUUAGCUUAUGCUAAAGAUAGAGAGCAAGUGGCUAGUGCAGGUUUAGAUAAACUGAUCUUCCUGUGGGACGUUAAUACAUUGACUGCCCUUACAGCUAGCAACAACACAGUAACAACAUCGUCGCUUAGCGGAAACAAAGAUUCAAUAUACAGUCUUGCCAUGAAUCAGACUGGAACAGUUAUAGUAAGCGGAAGCACAGAAAAAGUUUUGAGAGUGUGGGAUCCGAGACACUGUAACAAAUUGAUGAAACUUCGUGGUCACACGGAUAAUAUUAAAGCUUUAGUAUUAAAUAGAGAUGGAAGCGAGUGUUUGUCGGCAAGUUCCGACGGAACUAUUAAACUUUGGUCGUUAGGACAGCAAAGAUGUAUUCAAACGUUUCGAGUACACACAGAAGGUGUUUGGGCUUUAUUGGCAACAGAUUCCUUCAGCCAUGUGUUAUCAGGGGGAAGGGAUAAAAGAGUUGUAAUGACUGAAUUAAGUUAUCCCGAAAGGUAUACCGUUAUAUGUGAAGAGCAAGCACCUAUACUAAAGAUGGUUAUGAUGCCUGACCAGUCUAGCAUUUGGGUGGCAACCAGCGAAUCGACUAUAAAUAAUUGGACUAUAAGUCAAAAAGAUUGGCAGGACUCAGGAAUUGGUGAUUACUGCGACUCAGCUACCGGAGUGUCUUCAAAUGUUUUACGUAACACGGAACCUGCACAAAGAAUAUUGGGUGGACCCGCGAUAAGGCAUUGUCAUGUUUUAAACGAUCGUAGACACGUUUUGACGAAAGAUACAGAAGAGAAUGUAGCCUUGUACGAUGUAUUAAAGGCGUGCAAAGUUGAAGAUUUAGGAAAAGUAGACUUUGAACAGGAAAUAAAGAAAAGAAAUAAAAUGGUAUACGUUCCGAAUUGGUUCAAUGUCGAUCUUAAAACAGGAAUGUUAACCAUUCAUUUAGGUCAAGAUGAAAACGACUGUUUUUCUGCAUGGGUCUCUGCAAAGGAAACUGGCCUCGCUGAAAAUGAUGCUGUUGAUCAAAAAGUGAAUUAUGGAAAUCUUUUGCUGCAAGCUUUACUCGAGCAUUGGUGGAGACCGUUGCAUGCUGAUGAUGAGAAUGAAGGUAGUAGUAACGAUGGUAAUGGUCCUAUACAUACGAGGGGAGGAAAUCCAUACUUUUCAGUACCUAGUCACACACCUCUUAUAUUUAGCGAAGUGGGAGGAAAAACUUUGUAUAGGUUACUAGUUAGAGAUGCUGCAGGAGAAACAGAAGGAGGAUUAUUAAAUGAAACUGUACCAGCGUGGGUGGUCAAUAUUGUUGUGGAUAAGAAUCUUCCACAAUUUAUUAAAAUACCUUUUUACCUCCUUCCACAUGCCACAUCUGGUGUAAAGAGUUUGAAGAAGGAUCGUUUAAUCGCCAACGAUUUUAUACAAAUUCGUAAGGUGGCGGAGCAUGUUUGCGACAAGGUGCUUGGUGCAGGAAGUGAUUCAGGAUCAGUAGCAGGCACUGGAAAUACAGUUUCUGGUGGUUCUCCGGCUGGGGAUAGAGCAAAUACGGAUUCGAACGCUGAUAAUUCUUCGCUGGCCGAAGAAAAGGUGGAAAUUCUAUGUAACGAUCAGGUUUUGGAUCUUUCUAUGGAUUUAAGAACGGUAAGGCAUUUAAUUUGGAAGAGUUCGGCAGACUUGACGUUUCAUUACCGGCCUGUCAAAUAGUUACGACUGAGUACAUCAGAACAGGAAUCUCUAAAGUGUGCCUGGUUUUUCACUAUGGUAAGAGUAACUGGAGAGAUAUGGAGUAGUUGUAGAGUCUGGCACUUUACGUUACCUCCUUUUCAUGAGAUGUUCGAUCGACUUUUAACGGAUGGUUCGUUGAACGUCACAUCGGACGAUGAAUUAAAGCCAAGUAACAUACAGAGUACUUGAUACUGAAUGCGCUCAGAGGCAAUAAUGUGUGGAAGUAUUAGCAUGAGUUGCUCAUGUUUGUAUAUUUAUGUCCUGAGGCCAAACUUAUCCCUGAAAUGCGGUGGAAUGCUGAUUUCAGUUAGGUCUGCUUUUAGAGAUAUAUAUAUAUAUAAUAUGUUUCUUUUGUACCUGGGUGUAUAGUAUUAUAUGCUUAUGUCGUCAGCCAUUUAUUGUCUUCCCAUUUCAAAAGUAUCGGCGAGGAAGGUUAAGCACAAAAUCGAGGGGCAGAUCCUAUUAUGGCCCAGGAAAUCUUAAUUUCGUUUUUUGUGUAAACGCCAUCGUAUUCACACAAUGCUUCUCAAAUUUUUCUGUGUUACUACCAUGUAGACGUAUCUCGUAAUUUAUAGCUAUUAGUAUAUUUAAUUUUUUGAUUCAAAUGAAUAAAACAGAUAGAGAAAUUCAUUAUGUAUUUAUUAAACAAACAAAUAAAAUGAAAUUAAUAUUUGUCAAUAGUACUCCACACGCCUGCCUUGUUAUGGUAAAGAAAGAAGCAAACUAUUAUAGGAAGAAGAAAAUGUCAAUUUACUAUUAAUCAAAUUACAUUUAAACAGCCAAAUUAACAGUUCUCAAUAUUUCCUGUCAGUAACAUAGGAAAGAAACAAUCUAAUAUACCUGUCUUCGUUACAAUAUGGUCAAAUUCUGUCUCUAGUGGAACUUCCAUUAAUUAAAUUUGUAUUUACAAAAUAUAUAAAAAUGUUUCAUAAGAAAAGAAAAGUUUAAGUAUGAUAUAUAGUUGUCGAAUAAACAGAUAUAGCUAUAUUGACAGAAUUUGAUCUUGGAAGACAAUCUGUGACAGAUAAAAGAGAAGAAGAAUGAAGAGUACGUAGUUGAUCUUUUGUUAAAAAAAUAUUCACUUUACUAGAAUUCAACAAAUUGUGUACAUAAUGAAUGCGAGUGUAGGUAAUGUUCCCUAAUUAUGGUGAUGGGCUGUGUAAAUAAAAUUCUAUCGAAAACUAAAGCUUUUACACCAGUUCCAUGUAAUUGGGAUAAACGCUUGACUUUUCUAUUCAAAAGAAAAAGAAUGAAUGUGUGAGCGAGUGAGUGUGGCUCUGUGUGUGCGUGCGCGCGCGCGUGAGAGAGAGAGAGAGAGAGAGAGAGAAAAGAAGAGAAAUAUACUGUUCUUUAUUGAUACGGCCCUAAAUGUUAUAAUUUUUGUGUUAUCGAAAUGACAUAGAAACAAAUAGAAACUAUUCCAUUGUUACAUUAUAAUAUGCCGCGUACCGCAAGUUUACCUUUUUGCUCAGCUUUUGUUAUAGGUGUUUUAUAAUAUAAUGAUAUGGUUUAUUGCCGCUUAUUUUUCUUCUACAGUCAGUGAAUUACGAAUCUGUUAGACAUCUCCGAUUCAGUUCUUCUCUCGAGCCAAUGACAACGUUAAUUAUGUGAACAUGUGGCUACCAAAAAAAAAUUUGUACAUUUUAUAGUUAAGUUUGAUUCAUGUCUUUAUGUUUGUAAAUUAAGCAUUCUAUGUAUGUUUUUUUUUCAUUUAAUUAGUUCAUUUUAACUGAAAUAUGUAUUUUCAUAAAAAAAGCAAACAAAAAGAUAGAAGACGAAUGACCCUCGUUAACGCGACAGGAAAUGAACAUGUGCCUGAUCAUAGAUUAUAAGUUGUAGAGGGCAUUUCAAUUAAUGAGCUGAUGCGUACCGGUCCUUAUUGAAAUAAUAUCAAUUGUAAGUUAUAUCGUUGCGAUGCAUAAUCAUAGAAAAUAUUUUGCGAAAAGUGACCAGCAUUUUGAAUUAUAUAUUUAUAAUGUUCAUUCGUAAAUGUUAACCAUGUUUUAUUUUUCUAAUGUCAGACGCAACGCGAAUGUAUUGUAUUUUUUAAGCAUUAACUGGAAAUGAGUAAAGUCAUUUUGCUCGAUUGUGCAAAAUGCGUCGAAGAAAAGUAAAGUUAUUUUGUUUGCAUUGUAAUUACAAAUUUUUGCCUAUUAUUUUAGCUGAUUCGAUAGAGAAUCGUGAAGAUUUUCAUUCUACCGUUUAUAGCUGUUUCACGCGCAUAGGUAAUAUUAUGUUACUUUUAGAUACAAGUCAUGCAUUUCAUACAGUAUUCAUAAAAAUUAUAACUGAGCCUUCCUCAUUAAAGAAAUAACAUUGUUCAUUGAUGGAAGUAUUAAUGUAUAACGUUUAAACGAAAGAACAAAGAGAAACUUGCGACUACUCUGUUGAGAUGCGAAUUUAAACUUGUGAAAUCAAAACUAAUUGUACACCCCUCGCAUCUUUUUAGUGACGGACAUUGAACAUGUUUCGAAUGCGAAAAGUUUGUCGGUCCUUGCAUACAGAACGAAACGAUUGCAGAAUGGUGCCAAAUUUUAUACCGAUGGAAAUUCUUGCAGUGCACCAAUUCCUCCUUUUAAAGCAAGACAAAAAGGAUCUGUUUCUGUGAACAUGCUCUUAAUAAUAAUAACUUAUUAAAUACGGUAGUUAUAAUAUACUUGUAUUAUCUAAGGCCACGUAUUUGUAGCAAUUCAGAUUUACAACGAUUAUUUUUUCCUGUCUUUUAGAAGGAGAUAAGUAUUUUAGAAAAAUAUCGUCUCUCGUCUAGAAAGAUCUGGAUUCGAUAAGAAUGAUUUCUAAUUUAUAAAUCAUAAUUUAUAAAGUGUAUUAUCACCUAACAGUAGAUGAAAUUUUCUACAACUUUUUUACAGCUGAGAUCACCCGAUGAGACGAUAUCCGUUGAAAAUUCCAAAUAUCCUCUGUUUUCAUCUACUUGUCAUUACAAUAUACGUAUGUAGUAUGCAAGAGGAUAGUAUUAUAAAAGUUAUUUUGUCGGUAAUAUUAAUAGAACAGAAGUAAAUUUGUAUGUUAUAUGUUUCAUAUCAUAACGGGGUUUCUUUGUAAUUACCAUCUGCUUUCUAUUUUGAAACUGCUAUAUCGUGAAACUACUCCAGAUCAUGUAUACACCAUUGUGGGAUUAUUAAUAUUUAAAUAAAACAUCUAAUUUAAUACAGAA
Molecule: messenger RNA, 6106 nt
Organism: Megalopta genalis
Lineage: Eukaryota; Metazoa; Arthropoda; Insecta; Hymenoptera; Halictidae
Product: WD repeat-containing protein 48
Biological process (GO): double-strand break repair via homologous recombination
Molecular function (GO): ubiquitin binding
Source: RefSeq, a predicted model, not a curated record